CCAACUCCUCCACCUCCUUCCCCCGCCUCUCUCCCAGCUCUGCCCAUUUUCUCCAAUCUCCCAAAAGAGUAGAUAAGCUGGCUUUCUCCCUCCUCGUGGCCUGACAGCGGAAUAUACGUUUUGCUCUCAGCCUUGUGGGCAAUGACCGUUUCUUCCUGGCUUCCAAGGGAUCUCGUCUGUUUCGAAAUGCAGGACUAACGCCCGCCUCCCCUUUCUUCUCCUCUGGCCCACUCACUUUCGGUUCUAUUCUUGAGUAGCUGCUGAAGUACUGUGAUAUUAAUACACUCUAUCUAAUGUCCCCUUUGGCAAGCCAUUGUGAACCUGUCCUAGAGGCAACGGAUCUUCCUGAAGCAGAACAACAAAAAGUGUCCGGUCAUGCUCCUCGAUUUCUCAUUGACAUGGGCCAACACAAUCGCCCAUCAAGACCCGAGAAAGAACCCCCCAAAUAUUUGUUCGUCAACGAUGACUUGCCCCCUCGUGAGCGGAGGGCGCAUGUAAUGCGCAACCAUAAUCAGAAAAGAGGUCUCCAACGGACGGGUCCACGGCCACUGAUUCGCAAUAAUCGAACCAGUCCCCCUGCACGAGCACAAACAUCACCCCUCACGGAUUCUAUGAGGUCUCCAUCGCCUGCCACGGUUCUCAAUUCGUUCAAGAAAGAUCCUUUUGACAGUUUGCCAGCUGUCAACUCUUUAGCCGACCAGGAGCUGGUUGAUGCAUGGGUGAGCAAGUUGAGCUAUUGGUCGGGUCAGAAUCAGUACAUCAAGCUGCAGGUUUUCAACACCGCUAAGGCCCAUCCAGUGUGCUUUCAAGCAGUCAUUCUUGCGUAUAGCGCUCGCUGGAGAGCCUCUCUAUAUGGUUAUAAAUCCAGCCCCGAAGCUGCGCAACAUCUGGUUAGAGCUUCCUCGAUGCUUGGAGAAACAAGAGGUCAGAGGAAUGAUGACAUUCUAGCCAUGGCCCUAGCUGGGAUGUCUUUACAUGAGAAUCGCUUCGGUGAUAGUGAACUUGCUGCCAUGAAGUAUGAAGACCAGGCAGUUGGAAUCUUGCGCCAUCGUCAGGGUCCUAGGGGAAUCGCCGAAGUAUUCCUGCAUUAUGUGCGAUACCUGAAGAUGCCGCCACGAGAAGCUUCACUGAGCAGUAAUAAGAAACGCUUGUUGAUCGACUUCCUUCGAGCUGCAGAAGACUUGAAGCUCGAACACAGCGCAGAUACUUACCUAUCCUCCGUUCCCCAGCGACGUACAGCAUUCCAAAUGUCGGGCCCGCUCUACCGCUCACUGUGUCCUGGGCCUUGGCCAACCGCGGUACCACAGAAUCUGCACAAGUAUGUAUUGAGCCCAAGACUACCCACUCACGAAGUCAGCCGCACCGCGUGUUUGAUAUACAUCACGAUCGCGCUGAGGGAAUUUCGGGAUGCACAUAGCAAGACGAUUCAAUUUCUCGCUCAUCUUCAUGAGCUUGUCACAGAAUACAAGCUGGACAGGAAUCCGGCGUUCGAGACAUUCACAUGGCUCCUUUUGGAGGAUCGCUAUAGUGCGGACUUGAGGGAUGAACAAGAUCGGGCGUGGCAGACGGGAGAGCUUCUGAAGAUGGCUAAACAACUACCACUCAACAUGCAGGUCCAUUUCAGUAAAAUCUUGUUUAGCUAUCUCAUGCUCGAGACUCCUGCUGUAGAUGUCAGAAGUUUUGAAAGGGAUUUAUAUGCUGCUGUGAGCUGAGUCUGUAUCAGGCUUAUACCCAGGGUUUAUUAUAGGUCUUUGCGGCGUUUGGGCGAUUCUGGAUUGUCGG
Molecule: messenger RNA, 1782 nt
Organism: Aspergillus homomorphus CBS 101889
Lineage: Eukaryota; Fungi; Ascomycota; Eurotiomycetes; Eurotiales; Aspergillaceae
Exons: 3
Coding region: 294-1712 (472 amino acids)
Source: RefSeq, a predicted model, not a curated record